AUGAACAGUUUUGCAAUUCAAAAAGAGAUAUUACAAUUGGUGGUUGAUUAUAAAUUGGGUAGUAGGAAAUGGAGAUUAUCUUUGGCAUUGGUAUCAUCUAGUCAUUUGUUGAUCGUUCAGUCAUUGUUGAGUGAAAUGGUGUUGGGUAGAAACGAGAUUAACUGUAGACAAGCAGUUGACCUCUAUUUAGACAUUGAAAGACACUUGACCAACAAAUACUGUCCCUAUAAACGUAUAUCAACAUUGACUACAUCAUUUUAUACCCUUAGAAUAUUAUAUCUAUCAAGUUUGGAUAUUGAUCAAAACAACAACAACAACAACAAGAAUACAACAAGUGGAAUACUAGAAAAGAUACAUACAUUAAAUGUAAUAGCAAGUCAAUACGAUCAAACAUUAAAGGCAAAUCAAAUAUCGAGUAUGGGAAGAAUGUUGACAAUGAAGAAUAUCAAUUUGACUCGCUUGUCAAUCGAUACUACGAAAUGGAGUGUACCAGUGUUGCCGGUUGACAUGGACAGUAUGAUUCGUAAUCCAACCAUUCAAUUGACGAGUUUGUGUAUUUCACAGAGUGGAUAUGACACGUCAAUGCUCAUGUUGUUGUUGCAAACCAAUCAAAACACAUUGACAACCAUCAAGUUGAACGCUGCGGUACCCGAGACAUCGUCACGUAUCAAUUCGGUGAGCCACGUCUUUUUGCAGCAACUCAAAAACACAUUGUCACUUGCUCCAUUCCGUGCCAAUUUAAAGAGGCUUGACAUUACGGUUGGCGGUACAGACUAUGCCAUCACAUCGGAUCUCUAUUCGUUGCUUGGUCAGUUUAAAGCAUUGCGUCGUGUUCGUAUAGGUGUUGUUCGUCUACCCCCACAUUUAUUCCCGAUUGGUCAACAUGUGAAUAGUCUAGGUCAAGUGAGUGGAGGGUCUGCCGUCCCACCUCUCAAAGACUGGAUACGCGUGUCUCCCAUGUCUAGCCAUCUCUUUUACACACUUUUCCUCACCUCGUGUACCAGCCUCACCCACAUUACCACACCACUGUUUACACAGGGCUCGACCUACGACCAGGCACGCGUCGACCUAAUCAACUUGCAGUCACUGAUUGCUUUUAAUCGGUCGUUGGUCAAGGUGCAUUGGAUGUACGAUAUGACUCUUAUGCCAAAUGAUUUUAAACUGGCCAUCAACGUGCCCGUCUUAAAGUGUGACGAAUCGGCUCUCAUUCGAUUGGAUGCCGCCAAAUCCAAUAUCACCACUCUUAUCAUAUCGACCAUGGCCGAGGAAUACCAAGACUACAUUGAGGAGAAUAGUAAACUUCUCAACCUUGUUAUUAGGUUACAUACAAGACGUUCUAGACGAUCAUCAUCCCCCUCCACUUUACCUCAAUAUAUUGGUGGAUCAGACAACAACAACUCUGACGAUUUAGAGUUUACACCAUCUGCCUUUUUACAUUCCAUUCAAACCAAUAAUCAAUCAAUCCAAUGUAUAUCAUCAACACACAAUCUAUAUAAUAUCUAUCCUUCUUUUAAUUGGCCCUAUCGAUAUCAUUCAAAUCGAUUCAUUUAUCAAAAGGCUUUGUAA
Molecule: messenger RNA, 1566 nt
Organism: Cavenderia fasciculata
Lineage: Eukaryota; Evosea; Eumycetozoa; Acytosteliales; Cavenderiaceae
Exons: 1
Coding region: 1-1566 (521 amino acids)
Source: RefSeq, a predicted model, not a curated record